GCUUGACGUCACGGUAAACACUGUGAGCGCGGAAGUGCUAGAGGACGCACAAAUUGAACCGUGUCGUUUUCAACCGUCUAUUAAACGUGUUAAACGGUAAUUAAAUUAAAAACAUGUGGAAAUGUGAAGCAUUACCGCCGACGCAGUAACCAAUCAUCAGUUCAUUUUUAAGAGACACGUAAGUUAAGACGUGUCGACAGAUUUAUUCGACAACAAUGACCAACGUUAAUUUACAGAAAGCCAUUGAUUUGGCCAGUAAAGCCUCAGAGGAGGACAAAGCCAAAAACUAUGAGGAAGCUCUUCGCCUCUAUCAACAUGCAAUCCAGUAUUUUCUUCAUGUGGUGAAGUAUGAAGCUCAAGGGGAAAAGGCCAAGCAGAGCAUCCGAGCGAAAUGUAUGGAGUACCUUGACCGGGCCGAACAGCUGAAACAAUAUCUGAAGAAGAAGGAGAGCGCACCGCCAUCCAAACCUGUAAAGGUUCCUCAAUCUGAUGAUAAAGCGACUGAUAGCGAUGAUGGCGAUGCAGAGAAAAAGAAAUUUCAAAAUCAACUCCAAGGUGCCAUUGUCAUGGAAAAACCCAACAUCAAGUGGGACGAUGUCGCUGGAUUGGAGGGAGCCAAAGAGGCUCUUAAAGAGGCCGUCAUUCUGCCAAUCAAAUUCCCUCAUCUGUUCACAGGAAAAAGAACUCCCUGGAGGGGGAUUUUACUCUUUGGACCGCCAGGAACCGGAAAGUCCUAUCUGGCGAAAGCGGUGGCUACUGAGGCCAACAACUCCACGUUCUUCUCCAUCUCAUCAUCAGACCUGGUGUCCAAGUGGUUGGGAGAGAGUGAGAAGUUAGUGAAGACUUUGUUCAGUCUUGCACGGGAACACAAGCCUUCCAUCAUAUUCAUCGAUGAGAUUGACUCCAUGUGCGGCUCGAGAAGCGAAAAUGAGAGCGAAGCAGCUCGCAGGAUCAAGACAGAGUUCCUGGUUCAGAUGCAAGGUGUAGGAAACGACAAUGAGGGAAUUCUGGUUCUUGGUGCGACCAACAUCCCCUGGACGCUGGAUUCUGCCAUCCGAAGAAGGUUCGAAAAGCGCAUCUACAUCCCUCUUCCAGAGGAACACGCUCGCUCAUUUAUGUUUAAGCUCCACCUCGGCUCCACUCCCAACAGCCUCACGGAAGCUGAUUUCAUCACAUUGGGAAAGAAAACCGACGGCUAUUCAGGCGCCGACAUCAGCAUCUUGGUCCGAGAUGCCCUCAUGCAGCCCAUUCGCAAAGUUCAGUCAUCCACCCACUUUAAAAAGGUCAGAGGGAAAGCGUGGAACAACCCUGAUGUCGUUGUGGACGACCUGUUAAGCCCCUGCUCUCCGAACGAUCCAAAUGCUGUACAGAUGACCUGGGUGGAUAUAGCCAGCGAUAAACUUCUAGAGCCGAUUGUUAGUUUGGAGGACAUGCUUAGCUCUCUGGAGAAAACUAAGCCUACGGUGAAUGAGGAAGAUCUGGAGAAGCUGAAGAAGUUCACAAACGACUUUGGGCAGGAAGGUUAAACAACAGCUUUUUUAGAUAUUCAUUUGUUCCACUAUUAAAGUCUGUGCAGGGUUUAUCUUUUUAAGUUCUUUGGAAAUGUUUAAUUCGUGAAAAGUAUUUAUAUUUUUCCAUUGUUAUGUUUACAAUACAACAAAACGAAACGGGUGUUUUACUGAGUUUUGUUUGUUUUCCUGAUCUUUUUACUUUUUUUUUGUUUGGUAAAACCUAUUGAGUCAGUCUUUGACACUGGGUUUCUAAGCGUUAUACAUUAUUAUUUAGCCUGGCUCAUUGAUGUUAUCCUUUAUUAGCACCCUAAACACAUAAAUACUCAAUGGUUGAGUUCAAAAGACGAUUCAGCAUCACAUAUUUUCCAAAAGGCAACUAUUUGUUUUUUUUCCUUGUGCCUUGAUGGCUGACCGGGUUUACAUGAUUUCAAAAUAUAAUAUCUUUGGACUAGAAUGACUAGAAUGAGAAAACCAGCAAGUGUUUACAAAUAUUGUAAAAUACGUUGUGCAUUAGGUGGUAGUGCUGUAUGUCAGACAUUAUGGGGCCGUUUUCCGGGCAGGGUUUAGAUUUAAUCCAGGACUAGGCCUUGGUUAUUUAGGACGUUUAAGAAUUUUUACAAACAAACCUUACAAAAAACUAUACUUGAGACAAAACAAUGGCACUGAUAUGGGUGAUUUUCACAAAAUCCAGAUUUUUAGAAAGUGUCCAGCAUCAGAAUUUGUAAAAAGCCCUUGAAACCAAUUUUUUUUGCACAUAUAAGAUUAAGGUCUGAACUUACUAUAACCAUUAUUUUUAGAGGAUUUAAAAAAAAUUCAUUUAUUUUCAAUUAUCGUUAUCAAAAACGAUCAUUACCGCAACAUGAUAUUACAUUAAAUAUAUGCAUUUACAAACUCAUGUUAUGGUAAUGAGAACUAAAAAGUUGUCUAGGUACUAUGACAAACAAAUUUUUAACUUUAUCUGGAGAGAAAAAAUAAGAACUGCUUACCUGAGUGUCACAGUCAGUUAUGUCCCUUACAACUAUUUUUUUUUAUUUUUAGAAAAUUGGUCUUGGACACAUUUAUAUUCCUUAUUAUUGUCUCUACAUUUACCAAUGAUCACCAAAUGCCACAUGUUUCUUUACUGUAAAUGUUUAUAGUAUAACAUGCACUGAAGCUUUUUUUUGUUGAUUUUUUAAUUAUAAAUAUUUCCACGUCAAAGAACCCAAAUCCAGUCAUGGACACAUUACGGUAAUGAAAAUUUUCAAAAUAGUGCAAAAUAGUACAUAAAGAGAUGUUUAUAACUGUAUGCUUCUUAAUUUUAAAUGCUUCAGAUUUACUUUUUUUUAAUCAAAAUGACACCUCAUAAGUCUAUAUUUUUGCGAGAAUCACCCAUAUAUGUUAAGAUAUGUCAGUACAAGGUGUUUUUGACACAUGCAUUUUAGUCUGGGAGUAGGAUAGGCCCUGUCUGGGAAAGCGUUUUUCUGCACCAAAGUUUAAAUAUUUUUCUAUUUUCUUACUUUGUCUUCUGUAAAUAAAAGUUACAAAGUCCAUUUUUAUCAAAUAAAAAUGGUAAUUGCAAUAAAAAAAAUCUAUAUACCAAUGUAUUUGUAACACUA
Messenger RNA from Paramisgurnus dabryanus, 3106 nucleotides. Its product is annotated as vacuolar protein sorting-associated protein 4B-like. Gene Ontology annotation, biological process: vacuole organization; endosomal transport. NCBI's taxonomy places the organism in Eukaryota, Metazoa, Chordata, Actinopteri, Cypriniformes, Cobitidae. The record is from RefSeq and is a predicted model, not a curated record. Gene Ontology annotation, molecular function: ATP hydrolysis activity; ATP binding.